AUGGUCAGCUCAGCAAUCGCGUCCCUGGACAAGAUUUCACUGGACUCCAAGGAGGAACAAGAACACAAAGUGGAUUCCCACUACACAGAUAUCACCAAGGUUUUAUUCACACAGGCUCAAAAACUCAAGACCGGUAGUAUUAUCAAAUCACCACAUUUUUCGUUGUUUGAAGGAACUCAUGCUCUUGAGGUAACAAAUAACAAGUUGGACUCAGGUUUAAUCAAACUGACUGAGGAAGAACUCAAAUUUGAUUACAAAAAAGGGAGAUCUUUGAAUGAAGUAUUACAACAAUCAGAUGCUAUUUUAAGAUCGGUGUUUGUAUGGCUGAACAAUUCAUCAUUACCAGUCACUGUUUUCAGUAAUCGUUAUGUUGAACAAUUAUUGGUGAAUUACACUAAAGAUGUCAGAAAUGGCUUAAACAGCUGUAAAUUUUAUGAUUCAAGAUAUGAGAAAGUGGAUGAAAUGGCCAGUUUAGAAUUACAAUUGGUUCAUAAGGUUCUUAGAUCCGUUGUAUUAGGUGUUUUACAUUUCGUCAGAUUAUGUUUGACAUUAGGUCAAGCAGGUGUUGUUUAUGAAGAGGAAGAUAUCAAUACUCAAAAUAUGAAUUUAGAUGUGUUAUCCCUUAUUGGAUCUGAUCAAGUUCUCAAAGAGAUUAUAAACUCAAUUAAUUUCCUAAGUAAGCAUUUCCCAGAUUCCAAAGAUUCAACGCUUAUUACAAACAUUCUACAAAUAUUAAAAAAAUUAAUUGAUCUACCAUUUUAUUUGAGUAUCAAGAUUCCAAGAAAUUCAUUCGGUAAAAAUGUUAAUACUGAAGUUUUAGAUUCAUUACUUAAAAACUGUCAAAUUAUGCAACAAAACAUAGAUUAUUUGAAUUCAUUACCUGAAUUGCCUGGUGCUUUCAGUGUCAAGAUUCAAAAAACUUUAGACAAUAGAUCUCCAACAAGAGAUUUGGUCCCACCAAAACAAGAAGACUAUAGUUCAUUGAAUUUAUUAUUAACAGAUCUACAACAUAUUUUUUAUAUUAAAGAUAGAACAAGUGUGUUGGAUUUGAAGAACUACACUUUGAAUUUUGCAAAUCAAACUCAUCACACCAUAUCUCGUGCAUUUUUCCCCUUGUUCUUGAUUAGAGAUGAUCGUACUGUGUUAGGUGUUGAACAAUUUUCAAAUUUUCUUUUGGAAGACUUAAUAUCAUUUUCAUGUUGUGAUUCAAAUAUAUUAUCAACUGAUAAUUUAAUUGCUAAAAACAAAGUUAUUGAAUUUAUUGAUCAAGUUACUAUAGUUUAUUUUGAAUGGUUCAAUACAAUGAAUCAAAACCCAUGUCGUCAAAGAACACAUUUAUCAAGAAUGAUUCCAAUGUUGGAUUCUCUUGAAGCAAGCUCGGAAACUUUAGAACUAGAACUAGAAAAUGUUUUCCAAAUUAAAGAUUUAUUGAUUGAUAACACUAAUGAAGCUUCAGCUCUGCCAAUUACUUCGUGGAUUCAUUAUCAAAAAUUAGACGUUAUGUUACAAGUGGUCCUAAGAGGGUUUGAAUUGGAUGUUUAUAAAGUGUGGGAAUAUCAUUCGAUGUAUUGGUAUGCAAAUUAUCUUGUUGAUCACAUUGAAGCUAUCUUAUUAAGAGUUGUUCAAUGUAAUAAUUCCAAGAUUAAUUCGAUAAAAGAUAUGAAUAAGAAAUUGAAAAAGAAAACUGGAGAGCAAAAACAGAAAUUUAAAGAAAAAUUACAAUUGAAACAAGAUUUUAUAUUACCAAAAUUAAUUGAAGCAAAUGAAUCAAUUGAAAAAUUGAUCUUGAAAAAUCAAAUUAUUAGAGAACUUUGUCAUUUACAAAUAUAUAAUUUAAAUGACCUAAUCAAUAGAGGAUUCCUUAAAAUCCCAGACUUCCCAUUCAUUAAAGAUGAUUCUCAAUUAUACAAUUUAAGAAUGAAACCAUUUUCCACUGUUGGGUCACCAAUAACUCCAAAAUAUGAUGAAUACCUUAAUGAAUCAAAACAAAUUAAUAUAUCUAAAGAAAGAUCAAAUGAAUUGAAGAAAUCGGUUAAUGAACAUUUAAAACAAUUCUUAGAAUUAAUUGAACAAAAUGAUAAAUCUGUGGGGAUGCAAUUAAAUCAAAACGAUUGGAUUAAUUGGUUUAAAGAAUUACAAAAAAGUAGUAUUGGUAUUGUAUUAACUUCAUUAACCAAUCAACAAGUAUCAAAUGACUCCAUUAGUGAUUAUAGACCAAUAAUUGUAUCCACAGGAUUUCAUAGAUAUUUCCCUAUAGUUAAGUUAGAAAAGAAAUGA
Messenger RNA from Hansenula ciferrii, 2277 nucleotides. It is a transcript of the gene MAK10, whose product is annotated as Mak10p. NCBI's taxonomy places the organism in Eukaryota, Fungi, Ascomycota, Saccharomycetes, Phaffomycetales, Wickerhamomycetaceae. The transcript has a single exon. Gene Ontology annotation, biological process: N-terminal peptidyl-methionine acetylation. The record is from RefSeq and is a predicted model, not a curated record. Gene Ontology annotation, cellular component: NatC complex. The coding region runs from base 1 to 2277 and encodes 758 amino acids.